Molecule: messenger RNA, 1890 nt
Organism: Echinostoma caproni
Lineage: Eukaryota; Metazoa; Platyhelminthes; Trematoda; Plagiorchiida; Echinostomatidae
Source: the annotation of a GenBank genome assembly
AUGGACAAAUCCUUUCCGGCGUUGAGUGCCGAGGACCCUCCAGAACACCGCGACAGUAUUGAACUAACCACAACUCCUUUGACAGAACACCAGCUGACACAGUCCAAUUCACAAAAUGCAAAUCUCGUCAAUGUGGAUGAUCUUCUUGAACACCACGUCGGCGCAUGUGGACUGUGGCAAUGGGCAGUAGUUAUUUUGUGUGUUCUUUCGGCACCUACCAUGUCUAUUUUUCCGGUCUUUGCAAAUGCUGUCCCGGAUAUACGAUGUAAGAUGGAGCCGAGUGUGGAGGACACCUUUUCUCAAUUUGGUUUAAACUUUGAUCAAGCCGCAGAGAUUAUCAUGCCGAAGACUGUAAAGGAUUCUGGGAUUCAAUAUGGUUGCAGUCGUCUUCAAUUUAACUGGACUGAUGAAGCGACUGUGAAGCGAUUGAUAGCGGAUCAUCUGCGAUUAAAUGGGUCCGUGGUUCAAAAUUCAUCAAAUUUAAGCACGGAGCCCUGUCCUUUCGGAUAUGUUUAUCGAAGCCGACCAUUCCAACAUCCAAGCACUAUUGUGAUGGACUUCAACCUGGUUUGUAACCACGCGUGGAUUCCUCCAUUUGGAGUAUUUUUAUUCAUGAUCGGAAUGUUUGUGGGAUAUUUACUUGGCGGCUCACUCGGUGAUAAAUAUGGUCGUAAACCAACAGCUAUCGGCUUCUCGUUGGUCGAACUUGUGGGAGCCGUCGUUAUUUCCACCGCACCCAACCACUAUGUUUACCAUAUAGGUCGAAUGUUUGUGGGAAUUACUAAUACGGGGAAAGCAAGUGUACUUCGUCUUCUACCGAUCGAGCUAACCCUGGCCAAAUAUAGGGGUUAUUUCUCCGCAUUUACUAUACUUGGAAUCGCUUUUUUUCAUCAGGCUAUCAUGGUUGGUGUAGCCUAUGUGGUUCCUCAGUGGAGGUGGAUCAAUGCAAUAUGUCUGAUGCCCGGAUUAAUUUCCAUAGCAUUUUUCUUUCUCCUACCCGAAUCUCCUCGAUGGUACAAUUCCCAAAACAGACCAGAUAAGGCACUUCUUGUGCUCCGGAAAGGCAUGCGCAUCAACCAUCUGUGUUCCAAAUCCCCAGUUGAUCUGGCACAAUGGCAGUUGCUCGAAGAAAAAUACUCACAUUUCAAACCCACAGGAAAAUCAACUGCAGUUCGUUUAGCCAGUAAACCGGUAUCGAGUUCAAUCAAAGAUAGAUGGAGGUCCAUCAGAACACAGACUCCCAAUGGUGAACUGUUGAAAAACCUCGUUGUUGGUAUGCUCCUCUACUUUACCCAAUCAUUGAGCUAUUUUGGUGUAUUGCUUUAUGCACGAGUUAUCCACAAUUCUGUAUAUUUGGUUGCUUUUCUGAAUGCCGCGACGGCCAUUCCGGGACCCGUGAUUGCCGCAAUUCUGUACCGCAUCUUUCGAUAUCGACGAAAUCCACUAAUGGUUUGCUUUCUUAUCAUAUUAGCUGCCCUGCUCACUGGUAGUUUGUACUCAAUUUUCGUUAAACCGAAAUCCGAUAUAGUACUGAAUGUGUUUUGUAAUUGCUCCUUAGUCUUGUAUGCCGCAACCAUGAUUAUGAUGUCAGUCUAUGUGGCUGAACUGUUCCCGUCCAAUGUUCGUACCAGGGCAGUCGGUAUGACUUCCGCAAUCGGUCGUCUGGGUAGCAGUUUGUCCACGUUCGUGAAUCAGUUAGACGUGUACGCUACUCAUGGUGUACCAAUUUUGAUUUAUGCCGGUGUCACUGUUCUGCAGAUGAUUUUACUACUGAUCAUUAAGGACACGACUGGAGAGAAUUUGCCCGAUGUGAGCGUCAAAUCCGGACAAACUGGCAAUCACGAAAAUACGAUCCCGGACGAGGACAAACUCAGUACGGUUCGUGUAUAG